Molecule: messenger RNA, 1293 nt
Organism: Eucalyptus grandis
Lineage: Eukaryota; Viridiplantae; Streptophyta; Magnoliopsida; Myrtales; Myrtaceae
Product: 4-hydroxy-tetrahydrodipicolinate synthase, chloroplastic
Molecular function (GO): 4-hydroxy-tetrahydrodipicolinate synthase activity
Source: RefSeq, a predicted model, not a curated record
AUGUCAUCAUCUCAGGGGCUUCACUUCGACCAGAACUCCAAAGCUAUUCAUCAAGCUAUAAAAGCAGCUGCAGUUGGUGAUAGAUUCCUCAAACAUACAGGCACAAGUACCUACAUUACUUCCAAAUUACUCUAUUCUCUCCUUCCUUUUGCUUCUCAAGAUGGCUCAGCUGAAGGUCCAUGGUAUGUGUAUGAGAGGGUGACUAUAGUCCCUAAUCUCUGCCUCCCAGAGCGAAGCAAUGAAAUCCGAAACAGGACUCCGGUUGAGGAUAUCAGAUCGCUCCGGCUGAUCACAGGCAUCAAAACCCCAUACCUAGAUGAUGGCAGAUUGGACCUCAAAGCAUAUGACAGCUCGAUUGAAAUGCAGAUCGCGAAGGGUGUGGAAGGAGUCAUCAUUGGCAGCGCAGUCGGGGAAGGCCAUUUAAUGAGCUGGGAUGAGCACAUCACGCUCAUUGGACACACUGUCACUCGCUUUGGCUCUUCAUUCAAGGUGAUCAGCAACACCGGUAGAAACUCCACCGGUGAAGAAACGCAGGCUACCGAGCAGGGCUUUGCUGUUGGAAUGCAUGCUUCCCUUCACAUCAAUCCUUACUAUGGCAAAACCUCAAUACCUGGCUUGCUUGCUCACUUCAAUAGUGCUUUGCCUAUGGGCCCGAUGAUAAUAUACAACAUGCCAUCAAGGACGAGUCAGGACAUUACGCCUAGUGUCAUCCAAACCUUGGCUGCAAGUCCGAACUUUGUCGGUGUUAAGGAAUGCGUUGGAUAUGAUCGUGUUAGGCAGCAUGGAGAGGAGGGGAUCACGGUUUGGUGCGGGAUGGAUUAUGAAAGCCAUGAUGCUAGGUGGGAUUUGGGGGCUACGGGAGCAAUGUUGGUCGCUAGCAAUUUGACUCCUGGCUUAGUGCGGGAAUUGGUUGCCGGGAAGAAGAGUCCUGUGAACAAAAAGUUCAUGCCUUUGAUCGAAAUGCCCUUCCAUGAGCCGGCCCCGAUUGGAUUUAACACUGCUCCGGCUCAAGUCAGGGUGGUCAAGCUGAUCUUCAGGCUUCCUUACCUACCGCUUCCUCUAUCGAAGAGGCAAGAAUUUGUGGGUUUGGUGAAGGACAUCGGAAGAGAACAUUUCGUGGGAGAAAGAGAAGUUCAGGUACUUGACGAUGAUGACUUCAUCUUGGUGGCAAGUUAUCGAUAUUGGUCAUCUUCAUUCCAAAAAGGCAUCCUUCAUGUUUCAUUUUGCCUCCUCAGAUUUACCAUGCUCGGUAACGAAACUAGCUGGAACAAGAAUCAAGGCGCAUCACUUUGA